Molecule: messenger RNA, 978 nt
Organism: Symbiodinium sp. CCMP2592
Lineage: Eukaryota; Dinophyceae; Suessiales; Symbiodiniaceae
Source: the annotation of a GenBank genome assembly
AUGCCACGGUCAAAAUGCACCAGGAAGGCAACAAAUUUCUUGGGGAACUUCCGGAACUAUGUGACUUUGGAGGAUGCAUGCACGAAGGCCUGGCAGAACGAUGGCAGAAAGGAGUCAGAUGAGGGUGCCGGGGAUCUGCAGCUAGUGCUCCUGAAUUUCGGGGAGAGCUCCGAGGACGACAUGACCCAUCUUCUGCACACUGCGGCGAGCGGUUCACUAGCAGACGUGGAGGAGCUCCUCAAAAAGCCGUUGGAUCCGAACAAAGUGAGCGACACGGGCUACGCCGCACUGCAUAUGGCAGUGGAGCGUGGCCGAGAGGACGUGACCACACUCCUCCUCACUGCGAAGGCAGACGUGGACUUGCGAAGUCGUCAAGGAGUCACGGCGCUCAACGUCGCCGUGCUACUGGGCCAUGUGGCAGUGGUGCGGUUGCUGCUUGAUGCCGGUGCUGACCAGGAUGCGGCUUGCGGAUGGACUGGGAAAGGCCCUUCACCGCUGCACGUCGCCUCGAAAGAUGGACUCGUCGAAGUGGCGGAGCUGCUACUGGCGGCGGGUGCCGACCUGGAGACCUGGUCGGAAGAUGCUGGAAAGCCAGGGGGUCUCCUUCGAGGGAUCAGCUGCAAAUACUUGGCCGGCGACCUCCUGCAGGAGAUGGAGAAUGUGGGCUUAGCUCGAUCCUCUCCUGUUUACGCCAUCGAAGAGAGUGUCAUUCGGAAGAAGGGCGAGAAGCUGAUUUGUCCAAAGGACAACAGGCUGGGCACUUCUUACGUCGAUGCGCUUGCGGAUGGUGAUGCCGGCCUUUCCAACUUCAUGCUUUCCUACAGCUGGGGCUAUCCUGUCGGGGACAUUGCAGACACACUUUCUGACUUUUUUGGUGAAGAGAGUCUACACGAGUUCAUUUGGAUAUGCUGUCUGUGCAUUAACCAACACCGGGUGAAAGAGGCCCAGGCGGCUGGGCAAACCGUGCUGCUUAGCUGA